AUGUGUUUGUUUCCUUUUGCAGCAGCAGCAGUAACAGCAGCAGCAGCCGCAGCAACAGCACCAGCAACAGCAGCAGCACAACCACCACUACCAGCAGCAGCAGCAGCAGCACCAGCAACAGCAGCAACAAGAGCAGCACCACCACCACCAGCAGCAGCACCACCACCAGCAGCAACAGCAGCAGCACCACCAGCAUCAGCACCACCAGCAGCACCACCACCACCAGCAGCACCAGCACCACCACCACCACCAGCAUCAGCAGCACCACCACCGCCAGCACCACCAGCAGCAGCAAAAGCAGCACCAGCAGCAGCAGCAGCAACAGCAGCAACAGCAGCAACAGCAGCAACAGCAGCAGCAGCAGCAGCAAGCUUACAUGCUAUUGCUCAGCAGCAGCAACAGCAGCAGCAGCAGCAGCAGCAGCAGCAGCAGCAGCAGCAGCAGAAGGAACUGCAGCAGGAGCUGCAGAAAGAACGGGAGUUCAGCAGCAAGGGGGAGGAGAGAAGGAAGGUAGAGAUGCAGCAGCAGCAGCAGCAGCAGCAGCAGGGGGAGCUAGAGCAGGUGCAGCAGCAGCAGCAGCAGCUGCAGCAGCAGCAGCAGCUGCAGCAGCAGCAGCAGCUGCAGCAGCAGCUGCAGCAGCUGCAGCAGCAGAUGUCUCAGGGGGCCCCCGGAAGCCCCAAGGCUCUCGGGGGGCCCUUACGAGCUGAUCGAGUGACCCUGAACAACCACCGCAUGCAGCAGCAGCAGCAGCAGCAGCAGCAGCAGCAGCAGCAGGACAGCAGCAGCAGCAGCAGCAGCAGCAGCUGCAGCACCAAUGGGUAG
Molecule: messenger RNA, 822 nt
Organism: Eimeria mitis
Lineage: Eukaryota; Apicomplexa; Conoidasida; Eucoccidiorida; Eimeriidae
Exons: 3
Coding region: 1-822 (273 amino acids)
Source: RefSeq, a predicted model, not a curated record